AUGCUCGAAUCGGUGGAGGAACAACGGAGACGAUUCGAGAUUGAGUGUGAAUUCGUGCAAAGCCUUGCAAACCCGCACUACCUCAAUUUUCUCUCGCAACGCGGCUAUUUUAAGGAGGACUAUUUUGUCAACUACCUCAAAUAUCUUCUCUAUUGGAAAAGACCGGAGUAUGCGCGAUGUCUGAAAUACCCGCAAUGUCUCUUCAUGCUAGAAGCUCUACAAGAAAAAGAAUUCCGAGAAGCGCUCGAAUCGACGGCCAAUGCGAAAUUCAUCGAAGAUCAACUCAUUUUCCAGUGGCAUUACUAUUUGCGAAAACGACAGAGAAUUCUCGACAAUCCACCAUCUGAUGAGGAAUCCACUCCAACGACUUCUCAAAUAAAAACUGAACCUUUA
Messenger RNA from Mesorhabditis belari, 393 nucleotides. Lineage: Eukaryota; Metazoa; Nematoda; Chromadorea; Rhabditida; Rhabditidae. The record is from the annotation of a GenBank genome assembly.